Pediculus humanus corporis (human body louse) is the source of this 1647-nucleotide messenger RNA. RefSeq lists its product as uncharacterized. Gene Ontology annotation, molecular function: hexosyltransferase activity. NCBI's taxonomy places the organism in Eukaryota, Metazoa, Arthropoda, Insecta, Psocodea, Pediculidae. Gene Ontology annotation, cellular component: membrane. The coding region runs from base 1 to 1647 and encodes 548 amino acids. The transcript is spliced from 5 exons. The record is from RefSeq and is a predicted model, not a curated record.
AUGGAUGACAGAAUUAUAAAAAAACUCUUAAUACCAAGUGUUAUUGUACUUGUCAUAUCUGUUAUAUUUGUUUAUGAAUUUAAAAAUUUGCUCGAUUACUUGGUAUUUAAAGAAAAAAAAAUGCUUAUUAUUGGAAUUCUAUCUUCUCCUGAAAAUUUUAAGCAGCGAAUAAGCUUAAGAGAAACAUGGUUAAAAUUAAUUUCAGGAUUAUCUGCCUCAUCUUUUUUCAUUAUAGGAAAUGAAAUUUGUCAUGUUCCAGUUAUUGAUAGACCCGAUCCAUAUACAUGCAUCAAUCAACCAUUUUCCCUAGCUUCUGAUGUAACAGAAGAAACAGAAUUUAUCACAAUGAAAAUUUCAAAUAAUUCAAAAAUUCAUUAUAACCCAAUUCCAUUUUAUACUGGCUUUGGGUUUUAUGUUCGAAGUCAAAUUAAUAUAACAAAAUUAGGGAUAUUGAGAGAAUUUCUUGUAAGGUUCAAAUGUAAUGUUACAGUUAAUUUAUUCUCUGCAUAUAAUAGUAAUCUUUUAGCUACAGUCACAUUUAAUAAAAGACAAUUAAGAAAUACAAAAUCGCUAAUUUUAUUACAAUCAAUAACACCUGUCACGCUUGAAGAAUUUUCCGAAGUUAAUUUAAAAAUAGAAGCAGAAAAUAUUGAUAGCAUAUUACUUCCAAACUGUCAAAAUGCUCUUUGGGAAAAUGGUCCUAAUGUAAUUACAAUAAAUAAUUUAUGGACCACCACUGGUCUCAUACCAGAUUCAUUCAAAAAAAAAUCUUGUACCUAUGUUCUUAUGGCCUACAGAGUUUUAGACACAGAUAAAAUUAAAACUUUAGUCGAAAAUAAAAAGAAAAGACUUGAAACUUGGUAUUUGCAAAAUAAAAGAUUGAGUGUAGAGUUACUUAAUGAAAGUAAAUUUUUUAACGAUAUUAUUUUUGUCAAUACAAUUGAUGUUUAUAGAAAUUUAACUAAGAAAAUGAUUGAAUUUUACAAAAGUGUAAUUAAAUCAGUUUAUUUUCAUUAUAUAUUAAAAACCGAUGAUGAUUCCUUCAUUGAUUUAUUAAGGGUAUACCAUCAAUUGGAAAUUAUUAGAAAGGAAUUAAUUAUUGAAAUGAGACCAAGGUAUAACAAAAAUGUUCAAUUUUCAUAUUCCUCUGGUUUGAAUACACCAAAAUUUUGGUGGUGGAGUUAUUUUAGAGAAUUUUGGAAAGUGCAAAGAGCAGGUAAAUGGAGAGAGAGUCAAUACAGAUCGGCAUCAUAUCCUUCAUUCCCUUGCGGGGGUGGAUAUGUUAUAAAUAAAGAAAUAGCUAAUUACAUAGCAAACAAUGCAAAAUAUUUAAAUCAAUUUCAAGGAGAAGAUGUUUCAUUAGGGAUUUGGCUAUCAUCUUUAUCCGUGACGCACUAUCGUAACCCCAACAUAAAUACAUUUAAAUCAACAAAUAAAUUGCAAAAAACAAUUCAAUUAAAAUAUAGGGAUUAUCAUUCCGUUUCCCAGUAUAAAACUAAAAGUUCUGAAGAAUUUAUUCCUGAUGUUUGCCAGUGGAUUUGUGAUAAUGAACAAAAUAUUUCUCUUCCAUCGUGCAAUAAAGUUCAAUUAACUGUUAAUGAAAUGUACAAUGUUUGGAAUAAAUACAGACAAAAAGGAUUUAUUUAA